Molecule: messenger RNA, 3603 nt
Organism: Phaedon cochleariae (mustard beetle)
Lineage: Eukaryota; Metazoa; Arthropoda; Insecta; Coleoptera; Chrysomelidae
Source: the annotation of a GenBank genome assembly
GUCAAAUUUUGUGGUUUAGCCGCGUAGCCGGUCUAGUCAUUAAUUUUUAGCGCGAAACACAUAGUUAAGAUAAUUAUUAUGCAGCACGCGAAGACCGAAGAAGCCCAAGCCAAGCGUCAUGCAAGCGUCUUCAUAAUUAUCUGAAGGUAUUUAAGAAAAAUAUGUAUUGAAACUAUUGAAUGCCUAGAGAGAUGGCCUUUAAACUGAUAGAAUUUUUGGGUGAUAAUUUUUUACACAUUUGCUCCUAUGAAGACAUUAGUUCCACCAAAGAAGGUACCAUUAUUGCAAAAUGGAAAAAGAAAUAUUUUGCUGCAAACAUUAUUGCAUCUUCACAUGAUAAGAGUAUUGUGGAAAGUUUGCGAUUCAAUAUAAGCAGAGGUUUACCUGUUGUUCAAUUAUGCAGAAUCAAUCAUGAAAUAUAUAAAUACUCAUCAUCAUCAACAUGUGAUAAAGUAGAAGAUUCCAUCCAAGAAGGAACCAUACCUGAACUUGAAAAUCCUACAAAAAGUAAUUCCAUGCAUUUGGAUGGAGGAGAACCUGUAAUAUGUGAAGUCACAAGUGAAGUCCAAGGUAAUGACACACCAGAACUUGAAAUCCAUGGCAGCUUUUUGGAGGAGGGUUCUGUACCUGUGAUAUGUGGCACUUCAAAUGAACCUAAUGUUGGAUCUACAGAAACCAGUAUCAGCAAUUUGGAGGAACAAUGGCACUCUCCAACCACUUUCUCCAAUAUUGACUUGGAAUAUAUUCUGAAUACAGAUCUCCCCAUCAUCUUUGUUGAUGCACCAAUUACAAUAACAGGUCAAGACACCAGUAAAGACAUUGAACAAAAUCCAUCAUCAGCUGUUGUUUUAUCAGAGUUACAAGGUGAAGUUGAAGACAAUUAUGAUCAACAUAAUUCAUCAUCAGCAACAGUUUUAGCAGACUUUGUUGUUACACUCGAUGUAGAUUCCAAUGAAGGAUAUGUUGCAGAAGAACUGGAAAUGAGUCAAGUUCCAACCAUAACUAGUGUGAUGCCGGUCCGCGCCAGUAAGACGAGAGAAUUACCUGGCACACAUGAAGUUAGUGCAGAAACUCAGAAUAUGUGUAUUGAAGAAAAAGAAGUGACUCGUUUACCAAAAGACUUGGAUGUCUCAGUCUCAAGGAAACAUAAAAAAAAAUAUUAUUGCAAUUAUUGCAACAAAACUGUCACAAAUUUUGGCAGGCAUUUGGUAACAUUACAUAAAAAUCGACAAGAAGUGGUGAUGAUUCUGAAAUAUCCCAAAGGUCAUCCUGAAAGACAAACUAGAAUAUCUUCUAUUAGAGAAGCUGCUCAAUAUGAGUAUAAUACUAACCCAGAUGUUAACAAAGGAAAUAUAAUUGUCAGUAGAAGGCCUUCUGAACAUAAAAAUCGGAAUGCAAACCAUUACAGAGCAUGCCCAAAAUGCAAACAAAUGUUUUCAAAACUUUCUCUUCGAGUGCACUUCUCUAAAUGUUCUCUUCAGAAAGGAGCAAGAGGUGUUCUGCUUGAAAGUAAACAAUCUCAAAUGCAAGUUCAUAAAGAAGCUAGUACCAGAUUGGUCAAAUGUGUAUUGGCUCGUUGCCGUGAUGAUGAAAUCACUAGAGAAAUUUUAUAUGAUGAAUUGUGCAUCAAAUAUGGUAAUAAACUUUGUAAAAAAUAUCAUGGUCAACAGCAUGGUAAUAUGAUGCGCGCAAGACUUAGAGAAAUUGGCAAGUUUAUUCUGGAGGUGAAAAAGAUAAAUAAAAAUAUCAAUGAUCUUAGGGAUAUUCUUCUUCCCCAAAACUAUGAUUUGAUUGUCACUGCUAUCAAUAAAGUUGGCGGUUUCAAUGAAUUGUCUGGAUCAUACAGAGCUCCUUCUACUGCCUACAAUUUAGGAUUGCACAUUAAAACAGUAACAACAUUGCUUCAGUCUGAAUACAUCAAAGAAGGUGCUCCUGAAAAACGCAUGGCAGCAAAUGAUUUGAUCUGUUUGAUGAAUGAAGGCUUCCAAACUGAUAUUAAUAAAACUGUGAGCGAAAAUCAAUGUGAGAAGAGAAGACACAAGAAGGUUCUUCUGCCAACAGCAGAAGAUAUAAAUGCUCUUAAAUUAUUUUUAAAGAAAGGGUUAAAAGAAUCAUAUCAUGCUUUGAGAUCAAAUUUCAGCCAUAAGGCAUGGAAAGAUCUUGCAGGUUAUACUCUAAUUUCUUUGCAAUUAUUCAAUCGGAAGAGAGCUGGUGAACUGGAGAGAAUUUUUAUAGAAGACUAUAGAAGUUAUCAAUUUAUAGAUAUUGAUGACGAUACUUACAAAAAUCUUGAACAACAUCUGAAAGCUUUGGGGAGAAAGUAUGCAAGAUUUUUCAUUAGAGGGAAACUGAACAGGCAAGUUCCUGUAUUGAUAAGUCGAGAAUAUAUAGAUUGUAUUGAUCUAAUCUUGGAAAAUAGAGAACAAUUUGGAGUCCCAAAAAAUAAUCCAUAUGUAUUUGGGAGUGUAGGGAAAACUCAACAUACUUAUUUACGGGCCUGCAAUCUAAUGAGGUAUUACUCAAAGAGUUGUGGCGCCCCUCAUCCAGAAAGAUUACGGGGAACUGAACUGAGGAAACAAAUAGCAACGGCAUGUAAAGUUAAUAAUUUACCAGAACUUCUUGUUGAAGACAUUGCAAAUCAUUUGGGACAUGGUAUGAGCAUCCAUAAAACUAUAUAUAGACAAUCACUUGGAACAGAAGUGCCAGGUGUUGCAGAAAUAUUAUUGAAAGCUAUGGGAGGUAACGAGAGUAGUAGUGGAGAGUCAGAUGUUGAUGAAUCUGAGGAGAAUCCUAUUAUUACUGAUGAUAAUCCUAUUAUUACUAAUGAUAAUCCAAUUAUUACUGAUGAUAAUCCUAUUAUUACUGAUUUGAUUCCACAACAAAAUACCUCACCCACUCCAGGUACUUCCUCUUCACAAGAGGAUCUGCUAGAAUUACCUAAACAGAAACAACUUCCAACAAAAGUUACACAGAAAAGAACUGCUUGGACAGAGCCAGAGAUAAAUGCAGUGAGAAGGAGCUUUGGAGACCACAUUAACAUUGGUAUAGUGCCCACUUAUGAAGAAUGCCAUGAAUGCAAAAAGUAUAAUAGUUCCCUAAAUAAUAGAACUCCUCCACAAAUAAAGUCAUUUGUAGUGAAUCAAACAAAAAAGUUGCGUGCUGCCAAAGCAAAAGGAAAAAAGACUUGGACAUCAUCAGAAAAACGAAUUGUUGAACAAAAUUUUUCAGAGUAUCUUAAGUAUAAAAAACUACCAUCUUUGCCGAAAUGUCAAGAAGUAAUUGCAGUACAUCCUGAUUUGAAAGACAGAACACCAAAAAUGUUGAAAGCAUAUAUUAAUAAUGUAAAUAAGAAAGUUAGUGCAAAUGAAUAGAUUUUCAUCUCUGACAAAAUAAAAGUAUUGCAUAGGCAUUCAAUUUAAAGAUGAAAAUAUAUAUUAUUAUUAUUAGUUUUCAAAAUACAGGUGGUAUCUAUGAAAUUUAAAACUACUAAGAAACAGAAGAGUAAGCAAUUAAAGAUUUAAUAUCUCUUUGACGAAUACAAAUUAAUGAAAUAAUAAAUCCACCAAUUAAAGAUAAAUUUAAAAUAAAAAUAUUAGGAAUAUA